Messenger RNA from Dipodomys ordii (Ord's kangaroo rat), 1524 nucleotides. It is a transcript of the gene Pdxp, whose product is annotated as pyridoxal (pyridoxine, vitamin B6) phosphatase. The coding region runs from base 24 to 590 and encodes 188 amino acids. NCBI's taxonomy places the organism in Eukaryota, Metazoa, Chordata, Mammalia, Rodentia, Heteromyidae. Gene Ontology annotation, molecular function: pyridoxal phosphatase activity. The transcript has 2 exons. The record is from RefSeq and is a predicted model, not a curated record. Gene Ontology annotation, cellular component: cytoplasm.
CGUGCGAGCGGCCAGCCGGCUGCAUGGCGCGCUGCGAGCAGCUUCACGGCGCGGGCCUGCGCGACGUGCUGGGCCGGACGCAGGGCGUCCUGUUCGACUGCGACGGGGUGUUGUGGAACGGCGAGCGCGCCGUGCCCGGUGCCCCGCAGCUGCUGGAGCGGCUGGCCCGGGCCGGCAAGGCGACGCUAGAGCUACAACUAGUGUGUCCCAAGGACUGUGGUGUAAUGGCUGGAACCCGGCCUGUGAGCACUGACCUGAUCUCCUGUCCUGCAGGCACAGGGAGCCUGGCCGCCGCGGUGGAGACAGCCUCAGGCCGCCAGGCCCUGGUGGUGGGCAAGCCCAGCCCCUACAUGUUUGAGUGCAUCACGGAGCACGUCCCCAUGGACCCCGCCCGCACGCUCAUGGUGGGGGAUCGCCUGGAGACCGACAUCCUCUUCGGCCACCGCUGCGGCAUGACCACCGUGCUCACACUCACGGGCGUCUCACGCCUGGAGGAGGCCCAGGCCUACCUAGCGGCUGGCCAGCACGACCUGGUGCCCCAUUACUAUGUGGAGAGCAUCGCGGACUUGAUGGACGGGCUGGGGGACUGAGCCCACUGACCUGUCGCGCUCCCUCCCGCCCCCUGAGCCCCCUAGACAGACGCGGGGCUCAUGCCUUGUGAACCACGUUCUAUGCCGUGGGUGCCCUGGCCUGUCUCUUCACCUUGGUGGGGUUGGGACCCAGGGGCGGUUUGCCCUGACAGUGGCUGGGCCCUGCUGUUCCAAGGCUCCCCUGGCCUGACCCAACCAGGUGGCCUUAUUUGCUGCCCUGUCCCCUGCCCUCUGCGAAAAAUGGGCCCUGGUGCCCACCGAAGGUUCCCUGACCCUGAACACUUGAUUUCCUCCCUGUCUCUAGGUCCCCCGGGAGCCCUGCCACCACCAGGGGGCCCUCCAGCUCCGGCUGGCCAGUCGGAGGUCUGGGUAGCUACAGCCAUUGUCUUAGGAAACCAAAGGAGGACGAGUGACAGACAGUGAGUCCCUGCCAUCAGUCCCGAGAGGAGCAGUGACCCCCGCCUGUCCUCAGUGCACCAAUCAGAAGCCAAGCUAUGGCCCUCCUUGCAUGUCCGAGGACCUGGGGACACCGAGUAACCACCCACUGGUCUCUUAGACCCCCUGUAGAACAGUGUGGAAGUCCGGGAGACGGUGGCUCCUUGGCAGUCUGCAAUUGGCUGCACAGGCCAAGGAGUCCAGAUUUCAGUAAAUAAAUAUGGGGCUGAGUAUGAAGACACUCCUCCACAAAGCUUGGGGACCUCGGGGCUGCUGUGGAGAGCUCCAUCCCUCUAUGGCCCCUGUCCAGUGUUGACAGUGGCCACAGCUGGGCAGGCGGUCUGCCCCCCCCCCAGCCCCUGCGUCAGUGUUGUGUCACCUUCCCCAAGCCCAUGUCCAGCUAUUUAUUUAUUUAUUAUGUGCCAGUAGGUGGGGGCUGGGCCCUCCCACUCCCUCUCCCGGUUGUAACCAGUCCUUAAUAAAGUGCCCGUGGGAGUGU